AUGGGAUCUCAAUGUUGUUCUGCUCCCUAAAACCAAUAAACCAUCGAAUUGAUCAUAGAUGUCAAAGGAAGUUUUCACUCUUAAACACUAAAAAACCUUAAUAGCAAUUAAAUCAUAGCGUAAAAUGGUAAUGAAGGGCUAAAAGACCAUGAGGAGAGUUUCGAACUGAUGGGAAUUAGUCCUAAACUUGUUUUGGGUGGAGAAGACAAAGGUCAAGAAAAAAGGAAAGCGUUAGUGCAGUAAGAUGAAAAAUCUUUAAAGAAGGGCGAAAAGAGGAAAGAGUCGGUGUCAUCGGUCGGAACUUUAAAACUUGGAGUGGAGGUUUUUGUGAAUCUCAAACAAGGGAACAUUCACAAAUAUUAUGUUACAGGAGAGGUUUUAGGGGAAGGAUCCUAUGGGAAGGUUUGGAAGGUGACUCAUAAGAACAGUGGAAUGGUGAGAGCAAUGAAACAGCUUAAGAAAAGCUCUUUGAUACUUGAAGAAUAAUAGAGACUUUUUGCAGAGGUGAAUAUACUAAGAAAUUUGGAUCAUCCUCACAUAGUCAAAUUAUAUGAGCUAUACUAAGAUGAGUAGAAUUACUAUUUGAUUACUGAAUAUUUGUCUGGAGGAGAGUUAUUUGACAGGAUAAAGAAGAUGAGUUACUUUAGUGAAAGAAAGGCUGCAUCUUUUAUGAGAGACAUAUUGUCUGCAGUUGUUUAUUGUCAUGAACAAAACAUAGUUCAUAGAGAUCUAAAACCAGAAAAUAUAUUAUUUGUUAAUGAAUCCAUAAAUUCGACAUUAAAAAUAAUUGAUUUUGGAACUUCUAGAAAGUAUUAUGCUGAUAAAAAAAUGACUAAAAAACUUGGAACUGCUUAUUACAUGGCUCCAGAAGUUAUGAGGAAAGAUUAUAACGAAAAAUGUGAUGUGUGGUCAUGUGGAGUAGUUUUGUAUAUUCUGUUGUGUGGUUAUCCUCCAUUCACUGGUGUAAACAAUAAACUCAUUAUGCAAAGAAUAAGUGAUGGUAAAAUCGUAUUUAAUGAUAAUGAUUGGGCCUUGAUUUCAAAGGAAGCUAAAACUCUAAUCUCCAAAAUGCUUUAAGUGGAUCCCAACUAAAGAAUCUCAGCCAAGUAAGCAUUAGCAGAUCCUUGGAUAGACAAGCAUAAUUCAAAUGAGCAAGUUAAUCUAGUUGUAUUAUAAAAUUUACAGCGAUUUUAAGCCGAAUCUUUGUUCACUCAAGCAGUUCUUUCCUAUAUUGCUAGUUAGAUGACAAGUAAUCAAGAACAAGAAGAAUUAAUCAAAGCAUUUCAAAUCUUAGACAAAGAUUAAAAUGGAAUUUUAUCCAAGGAUGAACUCAUUGAAGGUUAUUCACAAGUAUUAAAAGAUAGAGAGUUGGCUAUACAAGAGGUUAAUAAGAUAUUACAUAUUGUUGAUCUAAAUUAGAGUGGUUAAGUGGACUUUUCAGAAUUUUUGAUGGCUUCUAUGAAUUAGGAGAAACUUAUGUCUCUUGAAAAGGUGAAGGCGGCAUUCAAAAUGUUUGAUGCUAAUAAUGAUGGUAAAAUAUCAAAAGAAGAACUUGAAAUGAUGAUUGGCAACCUAGAGGACAAUCUAUGGCAACAAAUUCUAGUUGAAUGUAAUGCAGAAGAAGAAAUAACAGAGGAAGAAUUCAUAAAUAUUCUACUUAAUUAGAAGCUUUGA
Molecule: messenger RNA, 1674 nt
Organism: Paramecium tetraurelia
Lineage: Eukaryota; Ciliophora; Oligohymenophorea; Peniculida; Parameciidae
Exons: 7
Biological process (GO): peptidyl-serine phosphorylation; protein autophosphorylation; intracellular signal transduction
Cellular component (GO): cytoplasm; nucleus
Molecular function (GO): ATP binding; calmodulin binding; calcium-dependent protein serine/threonine kinase activity
Source: RefSeq, a predicted model, not a curated record